AGUUUCCCUCCCUUGGUAGACCUAAUUAUUUCCGUCCUUCUCCCAAAUCUCCAAAUUUUGGAGUUGAUUUUGCUAAAACUCAAAAACCCAUUCGAACCUAAUUGCCAAAUUCAUUUCCUCGACUCUAAUCCAUCAACAACAGUAGGUCAAUAGGUGAGUUUGUGUUGAUUUUGGGUGAUUUCUUCCUAAUCCUCUUCGUUUCUUCUCUCUGCCAGAGGUGUUGCUAACGCGGAUUGGAACAUUCUCGAUGAUGCGGCGGAGUUUGACCUCUAGGUCAUCCUCUUCCUCCUUUAACACUGGCUUCUCAUACUCCACAAUCGCCAUCGAUCCCGCUGCAGGAAGACGCGGCAGUAGUCCCGAUUUCUAUUCCGCCAACCCUAACUACAUGUUCGCGUCCUUCGGUCUGCCUGUCAACAUUUUGUCUCAAAACCCUAACAAAACUGAGACUUUAUGGUUUUUAGGAAGAUAAUUUAACUCCUGUUUGAGUUUGACUGAUAAUUUGUAGGGUUUUGCAUAAUCAAGGGAUUUGGGGUUGGAGAAUAAGUGCUACAGGGGAGAGAGGUUGCUGCUCUGGAUCUGCUUGAAACCCAUUUCUCCCUUUUUCUACCACUAUUUCCAUCUGUCAUCUCUCGAUUUCAUUGUUUCCUCAGGUUGCAACAAGUGGCUCCAGUGGCAUUCUCUAUCAAACUUUGAAUGACAAGUUGAAGAACUUGCAUGAGGCUAUAGCAUCACUUGCAACAGAGCCUAAAUCGAAAGAAUUUGAAGAGGAGCAUGUCCUUGAAAACUUCCAUUCUAGUCACACCAUACAGAAACUAGUCUUAGAUUGUCCUGAGUUUGCCUCAACAUUAUGGAAGAAAGCCUUUGAAGGGAA
Messenger RNA from Rubroshorea leprosula, 871 nucleotides. NCBI's taxonomy places the organism in Eukaryota, Viridiplantae, Streptophyta, Magnoliopsida, Malvales, Dipterocarpaceae. The record is from the annotation of a GenBank genome assembly.